AUGCCCCAAGACUCACCCUCAUCUAGUCCUCCAGCAUUACUCCCAACUCAUAGGCAUCUCGUCACCAUGAGACGGCCACAGGACCACUUCAUUGGGCGUCACUAUGACGCAGAGCACAGCACCGGGCCUCUCAAGUUCCUGAAUCCCACGAAACGGUACAUGGUGGCAGGAAAGAGGCAAGUUACUGCGCCUGAGGUCGAAAGAGACCAACUACCGCCGAGCGGUCGAGUUCCCAAGGUUGCCUAUGUCUGGAGGAGUCGAGAUAACAGAAAGGGACGACAUGCACUGGCCGUCGAUGUCGAUCCUCACAAACACGAAAAGACCAAGAGCCCGAAGCCGACGAAUACAGUAAACCGGACCAUGAGAGGGAUUGCAAAGAUGUUUUUGAGAUACCCUGUCUGGGAUGUGUCCUAUGAUGUCGCCGUCAUCUUUACCAUAGGUUCAAUCAUCUGGGUCGUCAACGGGUUCUUCUCCUGGCUACCCGUACAAGACCCCUCGACAGAGUUCAAAGGCGAGACCGGCUGGGCAGCUGGGUUGACAGCUCUCGUCGGAGCUACAGUCUUCGAGGUUGGCUCAGUACUUCUCAUGCUCGAAGCCGUCAACGAGAACCGUUCAGACUGUUUUGGCUGGGCAGUCGAGGAGAGUGUGGACGGAGUCCUCCACCUCAAGACUGUCCACGAAUGCAGGCACUCGCAUGCACAGAAGAGAACCUUUGUCGCCGGCAAGUCUAUCAACCAGCAGCAAGUGGACGAGAGUUCGCCAGAAGAUGGCCGUAUGUGGUCUUGGUGGCCGACUUGGUACGAACUGAGGACGCACUAUUUUCGUGAGAUAGGUUUCCUCGCUUGCUCCUCACAAAUGUUUGGUGCCACCAUAUUCUGGAUCUCGGGAUUCACAGCACUGCCACCUAUCCUCAAGAACCUCUCCACGCCGGCUCUCAACGGUGUCUACUGGCUCCCGCAGGUCGUUGGCGGCACGGGAUUUAUCGUCUCGAGCACACUCUUCAUGCUCGAGGUCCAGCCUCGCUGGUAUAUCCCCGCACCAGGCGUCCUCGGAUGGCACAUUGGGCUAUGGAAUCUGAUAGGGGCCAUCGGGUUCACGCUCUGCGGGGCGCUGGGCUUUGGCAUGAACCAGCCAGGAGUUGAGUAUGCGCUGACGUUGUCAACAUUCAUAGGCUCAUGGGCAUUCUUGAUCGGGAGCGCGAUACAGUGGUUUGAGAGUCUCAACAAGUAUCCGAUAUGGGUAGAAGACAAGGUCCGGCGCCUUGAGCGGCAAUCUGACUGA
Fusarium keratoplasticum is the source of this 1281-nucleotide messenger RNA. RefSeq lists its product as uncharacterized. NCBI's taxonomy places the organism in Eukaryota, Fungi, Ascomycota, Sordariomycetes, Hypocreales, Nectriaceae. The transcript is spliced from 3 exons. Bases 1 to 1281 code for a protein of 426 amino acids. The record is from RefSeq and is a predicted model, not a curated record.